AUGUCUUUAUGUUCAUUUGAAAUAAGUAAUUAUUUAAAAUUCAAAUAUGAUAUGAUACAUUCUGAGUCAAGUAAUACAGAUGAUUAUUGGUAUUCUAAUGAAACGUGCCGAUGUGACGAUGGUAAACAAUAUCCUUGUCAAGAAAUUUAUUUUAAGAAGAAUACUGACAUACCCAUCAAAACAGUUGAAGUUGUUCGUCAAGGAUGGAAUGUUGUCCAAAGAACUACAACGUAUGAUAUCAUCUCAAUUGGUGAUCUAGAUGAUAAAUCUCUACGACAUGUUGGAUUAGAAGUAUGUAUACCUCAAAUUGUGCGCGAUCGGGGCCAUCCAUUUGGAAAAUGUAGCGAAGAACAUGGAGGUUUUAUGGCUGUUUUCAAAUGUCGAAAAGAAUUAAAACAAAUGAAUGAUUGUUUAACAAAAUGGUUUCAAGAUGAAGAAUUUCGUAAAGAAUGUAUCGAUAUUUAUUUAGAUGAACGUACAAAAUAUCGUUCGACCGGUGAAGUGACUCAUCAGAUUAAACGACCCUAUUAUUAUAAUCCAGAAAAAGAAUUAAAACGUCUUAGCAAAUUAAAAGAGAAAUAUGAUAGACUCGAAAAUAAAACUUAG
Messenger RNA from Didymodactylos carnosus, 606 nucleotides. The record is from the annotation of a GenBank genome assembly. Lineage: Eukaryota; Metazoa; Rotifera; Eurotatoria; Philodinida; Philodinidae.